Frankliniella occidentalis (western flower thrips) is the source of this 2864-nucleotide messenger RNA. RefSeq lists its product as uncharacterized. The record is from RefSeq and is a predicted model, not a curated record. The coding region runs from base 297 to 2735 and encodes 812 amino acids. NCBI's taxonomy places the organism in Eukaryota, Metazoa, Arthropoda, Insecta, Thysanoptera, Thripidae. The transcript has 2 exons.
GUUGUAUAUAUGUUAGAAGGCUGUGACCGAAGGUGUAAUGUUGGCCAACAUAACUAGAAUAAAGCAGUCUUCAGUGGAAUCUUGUACCAGUCACUUCCUCCCUGAACCUACUUAUUUUACAAGUAUUGAAAACUUAAACAUGGCGCAGUCUUAGACGAAGGGAAGGAAGAGUGAUUUUAAAAGUAAAUUAAUCUUGGAAGUCGUUUUAGUGAUUUUAACGAUUUUAACCAAUUUUAAGCUGGUUAGAAGCCCUAACCUCAAGAAACACGUGUGCUGCUUACGUCAAGUCAUCAAGUAUGGCUGUUGCUAAUCUGCCCGCUCCGAUGAGUUUUGAGGGAGACAUCCCAUCGAAUUGGAAGAAAUUCCACAAGAGUUUUAAAAUUUAUCUGGGAGCAAUUGGAAGAGAAACCAGCACCGAUGGCAUGAACGCAGCUGAAAAGAAGAGUCAUGACACCAAGCUAGGACAAUUGCUGUUAAAUAUAGCAGGAGAAGAGGCGAUCAACGUAGCUAAUACUUUUGAUCUGUCAGAUGAAGAUGAAUUCAGCUAUAGCAAGCUAGUUGAGAAGUUUGAAAGUUAUGCAGCACCGGAAAAGAAUGAAACGUACAUUAGAUUCAUAUUUAACAAAACAAGGCAACAGGAAGGAGAGACGUUCGACCAUUUUUUAACAGAAGCAAAGAAAAGAAUCAAAGAUUGUGGAUUUGGCGGAGGAGAAUUAGAAGACGGCCUCCUUCGAGACAGAAUCGUUGAGGGCAUCUACGAGAAAAAGACUCAACAAACCCUACUGAGAAUAAAGAAGUUAGACCUCAAAGGAGCUAUAGAAGAAUGCAGAAACACAGAAGCUGGCCGAAAGUAUAUGGACUGUCUACAGCAAGCUCAAGCAGUUGUACCACAAGAGGUAGACUCAGUCAACAAGAAGAGAAAUAAUUACCAACUCCAGAAAAACAACAGUUUAAAUCAGCAAAAUAAAGGAAGCAACAACAGCUCCUAUCAGCAACAGAAGGGUAACUACAACAACCAUCCUAAGUGUACGAGAUGUGGGUACAACCACUAUCCACCUAGAUGCCCAGCAUUUGGAAAACAGUGCGGACAGUGCAAGGGCAUGAACCACUUUGCUCAAGUAUGUAGAAGCAAACCAGCAGUUAAAACAGAUCACGUUGAAACAGAGAAAAGUCAGGAUAAUGAAGCAUAUGAGUACUUAUUCACAGACUCGCUUGAAGUCUGCACAGACUCUAUCAGAGUUAAUAAAGAAGAGAGGGCACAGCUCAAUGAAUACACUCAAGAAAUACAAGUUGAAGGCCAAAAUAUCAACUUCAAACUGGAUCCUGGCACUAGACAAUCCAUAUUACCAAUGAAGAACUUCGAAUCUCUAAAGUGUGGGAAGAAAUUGGAGCCAUCAAAAUAUCACCUGAAACCUUACGGAGAAAAAUCACCACCUAUUCCAGUCAGUGAAAUUACGCUUAGAACCAAGGUAGGAGGACAAGUUAGGAUGGUCAAAUAUCUUGUAAGUCCUGACAGACAGAAGCCUUUGUUUGGACUGAAUGACUGUGAGGAUUUCGGACUAAUUAAGAGAGUGGUAAUGGCAGUGGACAGCACAACUACAGUAAACAGUAAAGAAGACUUUAUCCUAGAACAUCAAGAUGUAUUUAAGGGAGUUGGCUCAUUUCCUGGGAAUCAUCCUAUAUUAACCAAGCCGGAAGCCAAACAAGUGGUGUGCCCUGUGAUAAGAAGACCAAAAACUGUUAAUGACAAAUUGAAACCGGCCUUGGACAAGAUGGAAGCUGGGGGAGUUAUUGCAAAAGUUGAACACCUCACAGAAGACUCAUGGGUAAGCAACAUAGUAAUAGUCAACAAGCCCAAUGGCAGUAUCAGAAUCUGUCUUGACCCUGUAGAUUUAAAUAAUGCAAUUAUCAGAGAGCCUCAUCUUAUACCAACUGUAUCUGAAAUCUCUGAACGCCUGAGCCACCAAGAGUAUUAUACUCUAUUGGAUCUAAAGGAUGGGUUCUAUCAUAUUCAGCUGGAUGAAGCAUCCAGUUACAAAUGUUGUUUUGCAACGCCAUUUGGACUAUAUCGGUUCCUCAGGUGUCCCUUCGGGUUGGCAUCAGCCCCUGAACUAUUUCAGAAACUUAAUGAGAAGUGUUUUGGGGACUUGGACAAUGUUCUCAUAUAUUUUGAUGAUGUUUUGGCAUUUGGGAAAACAGAGGCUGAGCAUGAUGAGGCGGUGAAGAAGCUAAUUCAAAGGGCUAGUGAACUUAAUGUAAAAUUUAACCCUGAAAAACUGCAGUAUAAACAGAAGACAGUAAAGUAUGUGGGGCAUAUUUUCUCAAAUCAGGGGAUGGCAGUGGAUCCAGAACGAAUUAAAACAAUCAUGCAGCUUGAACCCCCCAAAUCUAGAAAAGGAUUACAAUCUGUACUUGGCACAUUUAAUUAUGUACGGGAGUAUAUUCCCCAGAUGAGCAAGCUAACUGAAAAUAUGAGGAGACUUCUAAAAAAAGAUGCUGAAUGGAUCUGGGAAGAGCCCCACACCGCUGACUUUAAUAAGUUAAAAAUGUUGUUGUCUUCUGCUCCAGUGUUGUCCAACUUCAAUCCCGAUGAAAAAAUCAUCAUUCAGUCCGAUGCAUCGCAAUCAGGACUAGGCUGCUGUCUCCUUCAGAAAAAUCGUCCAGUGGCCUUCGCAUCAAGGGGACUGUCAGACAGUGAAAAGAAUUACAGUGACCGCAACAGAUAUUCAAGCUGACGACGACUCUCACUUAGAAAUCGUUCACAGUAUUGCAUUGGAAUUGCCUAUGAAUAAGAAUCUACGGGUGGACUUGAAGAAAGAAACUGAAAAAGACAAGAACUACCAGCAAAUCAUGAACUACAUCAA